GCGCCGAUCCCGAAGGGACGGCCCACACCUCCCGCGGGGCGGGGCUGUGAAUUUCGCGUCGAACACCGCCUUCCUGCCCCGCCUUUCGCCGUACCGGCCCGCCCCUCCUUCCUGGAGGCACAGCCGAAGCGGUGGCGGCAGGGACAGAAGCUGAGGCGGCGGUGGUGGCCCGGCAGGGGGGCGCCGAGUGGCCGGCGCGACACGCGCGGACUCGGACCCUAUGAGGUGAUUAGUGCGGCGCAGGCGCCUCCUGCCCCGCCGGCGGGGCCCGGGUUUCCCGCGGCGGGAUGUUCUCCCGAAGGAGCCACGGAGACGUGAGGAAGUCCACCCAGAAGGUGCUGGACCCCAAGAAGGACGUGCUGACGCGCCUGAAGCACCUGCGGGCGCUGCUGGAUAAUGUGGAUGCAAGUGAUCUUAAACAGUUUUUUGAGACCAACUAUUCUCAGAUAUAUUUCAUCUUCUAUGAAAAUUUUAUAACACUGGAAAAUAGUUUGAAAUUAAAAGGGAAUAAUAAGUCACAAAGGGAGGAGCUGGACUCCAUACUCUUUCUUUUUGAAAAAAUACUGCAAUUUCUACCUGAACGAAUUUUCUUUCGAUGGCAUUACCAGAGUAUAGGCUCAACUUUAAAGAAGCUUCUACACACUGGAAAUUCUGUUAAGAUAAGAUGUGAAGGAAUCAGGCUGUUUCUUCUGUGGCUUCAAGCACUUCAGACAAACUGUGCAGAAGAGCAGGUGCUGAUUUUUGCUUGCCUCGUGCCUGGUUUCCCAGCGAUCAUGUCGUCCAGAGGGCCCUGUACACUGGAGACACUCAUCAAUCCUAGCCCUGGUGUGGCUGAUGCAAAGAUAUAUCCAGAAGAAAUCACCCCGCUCCUGCCAGCCAUAUCAGGGGAAAAGAUUGCUGAGGACCAAACAUGCUUUUUUCUUCAAAUAUUGUUGAAAUAUAUGGUUAUUCAGGCUGCAAGCUUGGAGUGGAAGAAUAAGGAGAAUCAAGAUACUGGUUUUAAAUUUCUUUUUACAUUGUUUCGAAAGUAUUAUCUUCCUCAUUUAUUUCCAUCAUUUACUAAGUUAACAAACAUCUACAAACCUGUACUUGACAUCCCUCAUUUGAGACCAAAGCCAGUGUACAUUACUACAACUCGAGACAAUGAAAACAUUUACAGUACAAAAAUUCCAUACAUGGCAGCUCGUGUUGUUUUUAUUAAAUGGAUUGUAACUUUCUUUUUGGAAAAGAAGUAUCUAACUACUACCCAAAACACUAAAAAUGGAGUUGAUGUACUGCCCAAAAUCAUACAGACUGUUGGUGGUGGUGUGGGGCAAGAGAGGGUGCCGGAGCUGGAUGGUGGCUGUCCCACAGAGCAAGACAAAAACCAUUCCAACAGCAGCACCUUGUCGGACCGAAGACUCAGCAACUCCAGCCUUUGUAGCAUUGAAGAAGAGCACCGAACUGUAUAUGAAAUGGUGCAGCGGAUUCUCUUGUCAACGCGAGGUUAUGUCAACUUUGUGAACGAAGUCUUUCGUCAGGCAUUUUUAUUGCCUUCGUGUGACAUCGCUGUAACAAGGAAGGUAGUUCAAGUGUAUAGGAAGUGGAUCCUCCAGGACAAACCUGUGUUCAUGGAAGAACCAGAUAAAAAAGAAGCUGCCCAAGAAGAUGCCGAAAAAUUAGGAUUCUCAGAGACUGACAGCAAAGAGACCUCAUCUGAAGGUUCUCGUCAUAAGCGGUCUUCCAGUUGGGGACGAACAUACUCCUUCACGAGUGCAGUGAGCAGAGGAUGUGUGACAGAAGAAGAAAAUAAGAACGUGAAAGCUGGGGCCCAAGCUAUGCUGCAGGUAUUUUUGACAAAUGCAGCAAAUGUCUUUUUGCUGGAACCAUGUCCUGAAGUUCCCAUGCUCUUGAAAGAACAAGUUGAUGCCUGUAAAGCUGUUUUGAUUAUUUUUAGGCGCAUGAUAAUGGAGCUUACAAUGAAUAAAAAGACAUGGGAACAGAUGUUGCAAAUACUACUCAGGAUAACAGAAGCUGUCAUGCAGAAACCAAAGGAUAAACAAAUAAAGGACUUGUUUGCCCAGAGCUUGGCAGGGUUGCUGUUUAGGACGCUCAUGGUGGCGUGGAUCCGAGCAAACCUCUGUGUGUACAUUUCUCGAGAGCUCUGGGAUGACUUUCUUGGUGUGCUGUCCUCCCUCACGGAAUGGGAAGAACUGAUAAAUGAGUGGGCCAACAUCAUGGAUUCCUUGACAGCAGUGCUUGCAAGAACUGUUUACGGAGUUGAGAUGACAAACCUACCUCUGGACAAACUAAGUGAACAAAAGGAAAAGAAGCAGCGAGGCAAAGGCUGUGUUCUAGAUUCUCAGAAAGGAACUACUGUGGGGAGAUCCUUUUCUCUCAGCUGGCGGAGCCACCCAGAUGUGACCGAGCCAAUGCGAUCCAGGAGUGCCACCACAUCUGGGGCACCAGGAGUUGAGAAAGCAAGAAAUAUCGUUCGUCAGAAAGCAACCGCUAAGCGAAGCCAGUCUAUCAGCAACUGUGUCCACCUUUCUGAGGCUUUGCCUGCCACUAAAAGCGUCCCGCUCCUCCUUCACACCGUGAGCGCUCUCUUACCUGGUCUCUCUUACUCCUCUUGCUCUCACAGGCUGUCAGAGGUGGAAGAAUGUCAGCAGUCAGAAAAUGCACCUGCAGCUGAAUCGGUCUGUCUGGCAGUGGAGCAGCAGCACCUCACGCGGAGUAGCAGCACACCUGACGUCACUGAGCCGCUGUGCUCAGAUUCUCCUCAGGAGUCCAAGGCUAUUCAAGAAAAUAAAGGACAUGUGAAGAAAGAACAUGAAGGAAUAACAAUCUUAGUUCGAAGAAGCAGCAGCCCUGCUGAAUUGGAUUUAAAAGAUGAUUUGCAGCAGACACAAGGAAAAUGUAAGGAAAGACAGAAGAGUGAAAGUAUCAGUAGUGACACAGCUCUGGGCUAUAACAAUGAGGCAGAGCUGUCUAUGAGCCCAUGGCCAACCUGUGAGGAAGACCCAGAACUGAAUACUCCCACAGAUGCUGUGACUGACUCCGAUGCCCGCCAUUGGUUACAGCUGAGUCCCACUGAUGCUUCGAACUUAACAGAUAGCAGUGAGUGCCUUGCCGAUGACUGUAGUAUAAUUGCUGGAGGGAACCUCACUGGUUGGCACCCAGACUCUGCUGCUGUAUUAUGGCGAAGAAUCUUGGGAAUCCUCGGGGACGUGAACAAUAUCCAGUCACCCAAGAUUCAUGCCAAAGUGUUUGGGUAUCUCUAUGAGCUCUGGUACAAACUAGCAAAGAUACGGGAUAAUCUGGCAAUAAGCCUAGAUAACCAGUCUUCUCCUUCUCCACCGGUCCUGAUCCCACCACUCAGAAUGUUUGCAUCAUGGCUAUUUAAGGCGACGAUGUUGCCAAAUGAAUACAAGGAAGGGAAACUGCAAGCCUACAGACUGAUCUGUGCCAUGAUGACCAGACGCCAGGAUGUUCUGCCAAACUCGGACUUCCUGGUGCAUUUUUACCUUGUGAUGCACCUGGGAUUAACCAGCGAGGAUCAGGAUAUCUUAAACACCAUUAUAAGGCACUGUCCACCCCGCUUCUUCUCCCUGGGUUUGCCUGGCUUCUCAAUGUUGGUGGGGGACUUCAUCACAGCCGCUGCCAGGGUCCUUAGUACAGACACGCCGGCGACACCUCAUUCAGAAGCUCUCACCAUUCUUGGUUCUCUAGUCUGCUUUCCAAAUACCUACCGGGAGAUCCCUUUACUGCAGUCUGUGCCGGAAGUCAGGGAAGUCAUCACAGGAACUGAAGAUGUCAAGCAUUACCUCAUAAAUAUUUUACUGAAGAAUGCCACAGAGGAACCAAAUGAAUGUGCAAGGUGCAUUGCCAUUUGCUCCCUCGGAGUCUGGAUAUGCGAAGAACUGGCACAGUGUACAAACCAUCCGCAGCUGAAAGAGGCCGUCAAUGUGAUAGGUGUCACUUUGAAGUUUUCUAACAAAAUCGUGGCUCAGGUGGCCUGUGAUGUUCUUCAGUUGCUGGUUUCCUACUGGGAAAAGCUUCAGAUGUUUGAAACCUCUCUGCCUCGGAAAAUUGCAGAAAUCCUUGUGGCCACAAUUGCUUUUCUUUUACCAAGUGCAGAGUACUCCUCAGUGGAAACAGAUAAAAAGUUUAUUGUGUCCUUGCUACUCUGCCUCUUGGACUGGUGCAUGGCAUUGCCAGUGAGCACCCUCCUCCACCCAGUGUCCACAGCGGCCCUGGAAGAGCAGCACUCGUCGAGAGCCCCUUUGCUGGAUUAUAUCUAUAGGGUUCUGCACUGCUGUGUUUGUGGCUCAAGCACAUACACCCAGCAGAGUCACUACACACUGACCCUGGCUGACCUGUCCUCCCCGGAUUACGACCCUUUCCUGCCACUGGCAAAUGUAAAGAAUUCGGAGCCAGUCCAGUAUCAUUCUUCAGCAGAUUUGGGAAACCUGCUCACAGUUGAAGAGGAGCGGAAAAGGAGGAGUUUGGAGCUGAUCCCCCUGACUGCCCGCAUGGUGAUGGCCCACCUGGUGAACCACCUGGGACACUUCCCGCUGUGUGGGGGCCCCGCCGUGCUGCACAGCCUGGUCAGUGAGAACCAUGACAACGCACACGCCGAGGCCCCCGAGCUGUCUUCCGAGGUGUUCCGGAGCCCAAACCUUCAGCUCUUUGUGCUGAAUGACAGCACCCUCAUCUCCUACCUUCAGACACCCUCAGAAGGGCCAGCAGGUGGCUCACGGGGGGGGGCUUUGUCAGACGUCAGAGUAAUCGUGCGGGAUAUCUCAGGGAAGUACUCUUGGGAUGGGAAUGUUUUGUAUGGACCAUUGGAAGGCUGCUUAGCACCCAGCAGCAGAAAUCCUGCAUUUCUGAUUUCGGGCUGGCAACCUCAAGCUUUGGGAGCUCAGAAGGAUUUUUCUCAAAUUGAGGAGGGAGAUGAUGUCCUCGACAAAUUACUUGAAAACAUUGGCCACACAAGUCCCGAAUGCCUUUUACCAUCACAGCUAAAUCUAAAUGAGCCCUCCCCACCCCCACGGGGAAUGAACCGUGACCAGGAGAAGGAAAUCAUUGAGGUCAUUUUGCGCCAGAAUGCCCAAGAAGACAACUACAUCCAGAGGUGUAACUCUGACUCAGCCAUGAAGAUCACCAGCCAGGAGCAGCCCUCACCAGUAGAGCCACGAGGACCCUUUUAUUUCUGCAGGUUGUUGCUUGAUGACUUGGGGAUGAAUUCUUGGGACAGAAGAAAAAAUUUCCAUCUGUUGAAGAAAAAUUCCAAACUAUUGAGAGAGCUAAAAAAUCUGGACUCCCGUCAGUGCCGUGAAACGCACAAAAUUGCAGUGUUUUACAUUGCUGAAGGUCAAGAAGACAAGUGUUCAAUCCUCUCUAAUGAAAGAGGAAGCCAAGCAUAUGAAGACUUUGUUGCCGGACUUGGAUGGGAGGUGGAUCUCUCAACCCACUGUGGGUUCAUGGGCGGACUUCAACGCAAUGGCAGCACAGGGCAGACUGCCCCUUACUAUGCUACCUCGACUGUGGAAGUGAUUUUCCACGUUUCAACUCGGAUGCCAUCAGACUCAGAUGAUUCACUCACCAAAAAGCUCCGUCACUUGGGGAAUGACGAGGUCCACAUUGUCUGGUCUGAACACUCCAGGGACUACCGCAGGGGAAUUAUCCCGACUGCCUUCGGAGACGUUUCAAUCAUUAUUUACCCAGUGAAGAAUCACAUGUUCUUUAUCGCGAUCACGAAGAAACCCGAGGUUCCAUUUUUUGGGCCUCUGUUUGAUGGAGCCAUAGUGAGUGGAAAGCUGCUGCCAAGCCUUAUAUGUGCCACAUGCAUCAAUGCCAGCAGGGCCGUGAAGUGCCUCAUCCCACUCUACCAGAGCUUCUACGAAGAACGAGCUCUGUACCUCGAAGCAAUAAUUCAGAACCACCGAGAAGUCAUGACGUUUGAGGAUUUUGCCGCCCAAGUCUUUUCUCCCUCACCCAACCCCUCCCUCGGCGGAACGGAUUAAAAUAUGUCAAGAUCUCAUUGCCAUGUUUGAGCAAGGACCCUGGCCGCCAGCCUGAGUGCCUACUCAUGGCACCUCUUGGCAAGGAGGAGAUCAAUGAGACGCCCCCUUCCCCCACCCCGAACCCCCAAACACAGAGACUCCGGGAAACAUGACUGCUCUGCCGGUGUCCUCGACACAUCUUCCCAUUAACAGGCUUCCGAAAUUAAAGGGGAACCCCACCAGAAUGCCGCAGGCUGGAUUUUCUCACCGGGCCGUGUCGUCUUGCCCUAGAACCUCACGAAACUUGAGCUUCCAAAGAAGAAGAGGGGAAGGUCGCCAACAACCAGAGACAGACCCACUCUCGUGGGCAUUGAUGCCACUGCUCCCGGCUGGGAUGACAGGAGAAGAUUCUGGGCUUUAGGGAAGGGGUGGAGAGCAACUGGUUUCUAUACCCUGAGUUGUUUAUAAACCCAAGCAAGAUUCACAGAAGGGCUGGCAAAACAGCUGUUAAACUGAGGAAUUUUCUCUGCAUUGAUUUCACUAGGUCUUAAUGUUAGGAUUUAUGGUUUACUCAAAAAUUUCAUCAUCAUGGAAAUUGGCUUUCCCUAGGGUCUUUGGCCCAGGAGAAGUUUUAUCUGAGUUGCUGAGUGUUUUCCACCUGGUGCCUGAUGCCCACUAACUGGGAAGAGGUUUUUCCAGCCAUCCUGGAGGAAACAGGGUCCUAUCCCUAUGAAAGCACCUGUAGGUCAGGAAGCUUCCAGGGCCCAGCUCAGCACAGCCCCCACAUCAACACACAGGAGCACACCAACACAGAAGCUAGUUUGAGACAGUCCCCCCCACCCUUGUGAUGUCCCUCUGCCUCCAGAAGCUUUGCCCUGCAGUUGUGCUCUCCUGUCCACUGCUGGGGGAGGGCCAUGGCACAAAUGGGGGCUUUCUACCCCUUUGAUUCCAAGAAAGGCAUGUUGAAUCUGUUUAAAAAGAAGAAAAAGAAAUGAAAAGCUCGAACUUCCAGCUGUGCUUGGCCAGCAUCCUUGCUGGGUGUCUGAGGGUGUCAGUGACAGGAACUUCAGUUAGGAAGAGCUCUCUGGCCCUCUGCCUCUCACCUAGGCCUGCAGCCCAUCUCCAGAAGGGAUGGGUGGGCAGCACAUAGAACACAGGCACUAGGAACCCAAGAAAGAUCGGUCCCUGAAAGGGUGCUUCCCUGCCUCCCUUAACCCUCUGCCUCUCUGCUCUGUGCCCACUUAUGUGUCCCCCCUGGCAGCUUUGGUCCCCUUCCUGGUGAGUCCGCUGAGCCCUCUCAGUCCAUCAGAGUGGCCGUUUUCACUGACCAGUCACUUCUUUCCAUCCGCCGUUGUGUUGUUUUGGCUGGUACCUGACCCUUGCUGGAGAGAAACAAGCAGACCCAGGAGCCAGGCUUGCUUACGGGACAAUUGAGGAAGGAUCGAGAAAUUCCUAGGGAAGGAUAGACCUUCUAAGUCUAGAGAGAACUUGUUUUUCAGCUUUAGAGAGGACUGCAGGUAGGGCAUGAGGCCCAGGCUCACAGACAGUGUCUUGGAGGUUACCCGAACCUGAAAGAAAGAGAAGUAAGCCUUGGUCACUUUGGGCUGUUCGGUAAAUGGGCCCAGUUGGUUGGCUCACUGGGGGCUUCGUGGCAUGAAGCCACGAAUGUCACAGCAUUUUCUGUUGUGUCAGCAAAUGCCACGAUUCUUAUCUUCUCCAACCCUGCCCCAGCUGCCCACCGCUAUCUUUUUAAUAAUUUGGACUUUCGGGUCUGCACAGUUUGUCCGCUGUCGCUCAGACUCCAGACUCGUGUUGAGUUGCUCCACUGGAUAUUUACAAAGUGCCCAGACCUCAUUCCUGUAGGGGAGCACAUCACCCGUACCUGGGCUCCAGAAUCCCAGGCAGGCUCUGACAGCCAGUAGCUUCUGGGAGGACAUUUCAUUUCCAGGCUCUAGAAAUCCCCUGUGGCAGAAGUCGCACUGAACUUCCCUAUUUCAUGAUUCCAUUUUAUCUCUCAGAACCAGUCCUCCUAUCCUGCAAAUGGGAAAUUAAGUUGUAGGCAGCAAAUACCUAGACCUUUCCUGUCAUUCCUACUGAUUUUAACAUCCCUAAGACCCGCGGUUUGGGGACUGGAGCUGCUUCUGAGCCUACUGCUGUCAGCAGCAGCAUUGGUGUGGAAUAGGGAAACAGGAAACCUAGCAGCCAGGUUUGCUUACAAUCACGUGGACCUGUAUCAUUUUUGUUAUUUGGGGUGGAAAAUUGAGAUGAUCAAGUUCUUUUUUUUUUUUUUCUUCACUUAGAAAAGCAAAUAUUGUGCUUUUUGCAAUAAAUGCCUUUCCAGCAAAAUAAUGGAGGGUCACUCAUCCAGCGGGGACCCACCUGAGUCCCAGUGCUGACUCGUCAAGGUCAGCCAUCUGUGAGCAAAAGUGGCCCUAAUCAGCCCCAAAUGGGUAAGAUUUGCUGGAUCUUGGGCAGGGCCAAGCCUGUCCCCCCACUUCUCUUCACACUGAUCUCUGCACACACUGAUUUCCGUCCAAAGCAAAGCUGAUGUCCCAUAGCCUUACUAAGAAGGUUUUUGUACUUUAAAAAAACAAAACGAUGACUUCUUAAAAAUAGUAAAAUCUGAAGUAGUAGACAGUAGUAGUAAGGAAAUUUCGCUUGGGUAAGUGACUGUCAUGGUGUCUUCAUGCAGUGACGGCUGCAGUUUGCUAAAAGCCAAGGGAGGAAGAGGAGGCAAGUCUUGUCUUCACAAGAGGGGCUGACAGACGGGACCCCCAGCCUUCUGAACAAGAGAUCACUCAGAUCCACAGACCAUGCAAAUCACGUCUUCCUGACCUUCCUCCCAGUGUGGCAGCCUGCGCUUCCCUUCCAGGUCCGUCUGUAUCGUCUGGAAGCUGGAGCUCAACUUACUGUGACGUCUCACAUUGGACUGCGUCGUGUCUGUAUCUACUGGAGGGAAAUUCGACAUGAAACAACCACUGUUCUAGCUGCACUCAGUACCUGUGUAUGAUAUACACAUUAAGUGAAUGUUUUCUUAGGAGUUCAGGUCGACAACAUUUAGUUUAUGUAAAUAAGAAAGAGAAACCGAUAAAUAUGGGGAAUUAAGUUAUAGGAUGUCAUUUGCUCUUUAUUUUGCUCUCUCUUAUUUAAUUGCCUCAUGCCCCACAUCUGGGUUUAGGCCUCGGUGGGCUGGACCCCUUCAUACAGUCCGCCCUUGCAGGCGUGUGCCUACCCGGAAAAGCACACAGCUCCGCUGAUGACUGCCGCUCGACUCUCCAGUCUACCCACCUCUCUUUCAUUCUGAUUUACUGUGAUGAUUUAAUAAAGUAGAAACACAGCACUUAGGUGCAUGUUUCUUUCGUUUUCAUUAUAGUUUCUAGGAAAAUAAAGUUUAUCCUGGCAUCUCACAAAA
Mustela lutreola (European mink) is the source of this 9399-nucleotide messenger RNA. It is a transcript of the gene RALGAPA2, whose product is annotated as Ral GTPase activating protein catalytic subunit alpha 2. Bases 288 to 6008 code for a protein of 1906 amino acids. The record is from RefSeq and is a predicted model, not a curated record. NCBI's taxonomy places the organism in Eukaryota, Metazoa, Chordata, Mammalia, Carnivora, Mustelidae. Gene Ontology annotation, cellular component: cytoplasm; nucleus. The transcript has 41 exons. Gene Ontology annotation, molecular function: GTPase activator activity. Gene Ontology annotation, biological process: positive regulation of GTPase activity; regulation of small GTPase mediated signal transduction.